Orbicella faveolata is the source of this 2367-nucleotide messenger RNA. RefSeq names its product transcriptional regulator ERG-like. Gene Ontology annotation, biological process: cell differentiation; regulation of transcription by RNA polymerase II. The record is from RefSeq and is a predicted model, not a curated record. Gene Ontology annotation, cellular component: nucleus. Gene Ontology annotation, molecular function: DNA-binding transcription factor activity, RNA polymerase II-specific; sequence-specific DNA binding. Lineage: Eukaryota; Metazoa; Cnidaria; Anthozoa; Scleractinia; Merulinidae.
GUGCUGGAACGCCAGUUGAAUUAAAACCCUGAGUAGCGCGAGAAGCUACAGAAGAGGAUACCGAUUGUAUUAUUCGAACGGAUAUCAAAUCUCCGCAGUUACCGGAACACUACAGCAGACUUAUCUACACAGGAUCACUUCGGGUUGUUGCGAAAAUUAUUUUCAAGAUCAUCAAUCCAGAAAACUUCACGAAUUUAUUUAAUACAUUCCGAUACUCGCGAUUUUAACCGAUCGACGAACUUACAACCAGUCAAAGACCUUAAACUACAUUUUCAAACUACCGCCAAGUUACUUCAGAAAUAUCAUAGAAACAUGUACGGAUUGAGCGCUGAACACAACGUUGUCCCCGACCCAUCGGUCUAUGCUCAAGAGCUGCUUCCAGAUGACCAAUCGCUUUUCGAUUCUUCAUUCAACGAUCCCUACAAGCCGCUGAAACCAACGCACAAAAGCGAUGGGAAUUACUUCAGCAAGAAGCGGCCUCUUGAAGCCGAACUCGAGGAACCACUCGCGAAGAGACCCUACGUCCCGAGCAAUGAUUUCGUCGAGAGAAACUCGCCCUCCCCUGUCCCACAAAAUCUUUCGCACGAGAAACGAGUCAUCGUUCCAGCUGAUCCUUUGUGCUGGACCAAGGAACAUGUUCGCCAGUGGAUUCAAUGGGCAAUCAAGGAAUUUAGCCUCAAAGAUAUCGACGCCGACCGAUUUGACAUGGACGGAAAACAACUUUGCAAGCUGACCAGAGAAGGCUUUAUGAAACUCGCCCCAGCUUACAAUGGAGACAUCCUCAUGGCCCAUUUGUGUGUUCUACGAAAAACUCCCCUCCCAAAUCUCACGUCUGAUGACAUCGACAGCGCACUCGCUCCCGCCUCAACCCAAGCGACUUAUCACACUCCCUCGCCGCCUCUGUUUGAUUCAAGACAACACCCUGUUAUCACAAGUAAUCCAUCAGUGGUUCCCAGGAGCUCAGAACAUGGUCUUCAGGGGCGAUUCAAUUCAAAUGAAUCCUUAGAGAGAAGCCAAGCUUCAUGGACGGCUCCAUCUUCAACUGCAAGACUGUCGCACAUGAAAGACAGUGUUGUCCCAUCGAGACCAAUGUCUGUUCCCGAGUCCCAGGCUCUCCCGAGCUCUUUCUCCAGUGGCAACAUUGCCAACCGCCCUGAGCCCUCAAGCACAGGCAGCGGACAGAUCCAACUGUGGCAGUUCCUCCUCGAGCUCUUAUCUGACCCCAAGAACUCGACUUGCAUCGCUUGGGAAGGCGCCAACGGCGAAUUCAAACUCGUGGAUCCCGACGAAGUCGCCCGAAAGUGGGGCGAGCGCAAGAACAAGCCCAACAUGAACUACGACAAGCUUAGCCGAGCUCUGCGAUACUAUUACGACAAGAACAUCAUGACCAAAAUCCACGGCAAGAGAUACGCCUAUAAAUUUGACUUCCAAGGACUCGCCCAGCUUAAUCAACCAAUCACGUCCGACGCUCAGGCGCAUGCUCAAGCCGCUUACAAGUUCCCAGGCUCUGAUUUCUAUGCCGGUUUUCCCGCUGCUUCCUCCCUGUUUCCACAUCCAGCCGCCAACAGCUGUUACCCAAUGUCCUAUUGGGCGCGAGCCCCACCAGCCUACCCCCAGUCAAGACAGAUGUAUGGACAUCCCCUGGGAGCAGGAAUGACGUACUACGCAUAGACAUUGUACAAAAUAUACGCGAAAAACAACAUAAAAAAAGAACUUUAUAAAUAAAUUGACUUCCUCUGCUGUUGAAUUAGCAGAAACAUAAGGCGCUCCUAAGAGGAAUUAUUUUUAACCAAAGUUCUAUUUAUUUAGAAAAAAAAAAAAGGAAAAUACAGAAGCUUGUAAUUCGUUUCUGAACGCGAAUAUUUUCUAAACAACCUUUAGGGAUUCGCUCUCUAUUUUUAACACAAACGUGAAAAAUCUUUAUAGACAAUUUUUUCGGAGAAGCUUUUCUGUUGUUGUUGCCGAUUUAAGAGUUGAAACAUGGUUUUGUUACAAAGACUGCUUUCCAAAAACACCUUUUAAAACGUUACCAGACGGUUUCUCUGUACAGUUACUGUAAAUAACGAAUUAGAGGUCUUUUAGGUACUUUUCUAGUUAGUACAUUACAUUUUCGUUGAUGUUGAAGGCAGCGACUGUAUAUUUUAAGAGAUGCAAACUGCAUAAAAUAUUUAUGACACAAGAAACGUCUUAUAAAUAAUAUUGUAUAUUUGCUUAUGCGGAGAUCUUUAUCAAUUGUGAAAGAAAACGAAAUAGAUAAUUUAUAAUAUUUUUUACAAUUUUGUACGCGACUUUUUAAUGUCGCAUAAUUUGGUGAGAAAAACCGACAUCAUUGGAUGUAAAUAAAAGAAAUAUAUGUUUCAACAUUAA